AUUGAGGAAGAAACCUGUAGAGAGGAGAAGAAGACGACGAAGUCAAGAGAGAGAGAAAGAGAAGAGACGGCGACAACAAUGGCGGAGGAGACGAAGGAGAAUGAAGAGAGGGUGAAGCUGUUCGUCGGACAAGUUCCGAAGCACAUGACGGAGACUCAGCUCCUCGCAUUGUUUCAGGAAUUCUCCAUCGUCGACGAAGUCAACAUCAUUAAGGACAAGAUAACGCGAGCUUCCCGAGGAUGUUGUUUUCUGAUAUGUCCUUCAAGAGAAGAAGCAGACAAGGUGGUCAAUGGUUGCCAUAACAAGAAGACAUUGCCUGGAGCAUCUAGUCCGUUGCAAGUUAAGUAUGCGGAUGGCGAGGUUGAAAGGUUAGAGCACAAACUUUUCGUCGGUAUGCUUCCAAAGAAUGUCUCUGAAGCUGAAGUCUUAUCCUUAUUCUCCAAGUACGGAACCAUAAAGGAUGUCCAGAUUCUACGAGGGUCUCUACAAACUAGCAAAGGCUGUGUUUUUCUGAAGUAUGAGUCUAAAGAACAAGCGGUCGCUGCUAUGGAAGCCAUCAAUGGAAAACAUAUAAUGGAGGGUUCGAAUGUUCCUUUGGUUGUGAAAUGGGCAGACACAGAAAAGGAAAGACAAGCCCGAAGACUUCAAAAAGCACAAUCGCAUGCCUCCAGACUCGCUAACUCUGAUCCACAAAACCCCUCGCUGUUUGGAGCCUUACCCAUGAGUUAUAUACCUCCUUAUAAUGGAUAUGGCUAUCAUGCACCUAGAACUUAUGGGUACAUGCUACCACCUAUCCAGACUCAACCUGCAAUUCACAAUGUGAUUUCACCGAACCAAGGUGACACUAGCUCGUUGCAGGGAGCAGCUUUGACCGAGUCUGUUCCACCGCGUUUAGCCGCCCGUAGAAACUUCCCGAUGGCUCUUGGGAAUUACAGUUAUCAUGGUCUGCAAUAUCCCAUGGCGUUUCCUAGAGGAAUGAUCAGUACUCGCCUUCCUCUAUCCACGGCACCACCUGGCCUUUCUAGCAACGGCGCAUCAACACCUUCCUCUCUUCAAGCUGAAGGACCAGCGGGUGCAAAUCUAUUUAUCUAUAACAUACCUCGGGAAUUCGGGGAUCAAGAACUCGCGGUUGCGUUUCAACCGUUCGGUAAGGUUGUAAGCGCCAAGGUUUUUGUAGACAAGGCCACUGGUGUAAGCAAAUGUUUUGGAUUCAUCAGCUAUGACUCACAAGAAGCUGCUCAAAACGCUAUUACCACGAUGAACGGUCGCCAAUUAAGCGGUAAGAAAUUGAAGGUCCAGGUUAAGAGAGACAACGGCCAACAACAACAGACUAACAAAAACGGUUUAUUAAACCCGUAAACACACCUGACCUGAUCUUUACCGUUAAGAGUUGCGGGGCAGGCGGGCCGGUUAAAGGCAGUCCGGUUUAGACAUUAAAGAUUUUGAGGGUGGAUCUUUGAAUGUGGUGGUUGAACUGGAGUACAAAAAUUGUUGGCCGUUAUUAACAUUUUGCCUAUUUGAAAAAUAUCCCAAGUCUCAUGUGGGCAGGUUCAGAAGUUCUCUCAAUCACUCAAAAUUGAUGUAACUUGCUGCAAAAGGGUUCUACUCCACUCACUUUUCUUUUCCUGUUUAUCUCUUUCUUUUAAAUUCUCGUCAUUAAAAUUUGUAACUUAUGAUUAUUAACCACUAUAAAUUCUUUUAAUUAAUCUUUGUAAAAAAUAAAUAUACCGUU
Molecule: messenger RNA, 1732 nt
Organism: Eutrema salsugineum
Lineage: Eukaryota; Viridiplantae; Streptophyta; Magnoliopsida; Brassicales; Brassicaceae
Product: RNA-binding protein BRN2
Exons: 9
Coding region: 79-1359 (426 amino acids)
Cellular component (GO): ribonucleoprotein complex
Molecular function (GO): RNA binding
Source: RefSeq, a predicted model, not a curated record